AUGCUACAAUCCACAAAACUAGGUUGGUUGUUGUGUGGACAGAUCAGACCGCCAAUCAAUGCAUCGUCACACAAUAACGUUUCUAUAUGUGGAUUUGUACAAAGCGAGGAACUGCAGGCACAAAUCGAAAGAUUUUGGCGCAUCGAGGAUAUGUCUAAUACAAGACUCUUAUCCAAGGAAGAAUCUAUGUGCGAAGAUAUUUUCCAGAAAGAAUAUCGCCGAACUCAAGACGGGCGAUUCGAAGUUCCACUGCUAUUUCGUGAGGACCCUAUAAGCACAUUGGGCGAUUCCCGAGCGAAUGCGUUACGACGAUUACGCAGCAUGGAACAUAAAUUCCUAAGGGAUCACCAACUGCAAACGCGAUAUGGCAAGUUCAUGGAUGACUACAUCGAUCUUGGUCAUAUGUCUGCUUUGUCAGUUACUGACACACACAACCAGAAGAUUAACUAUUUGCCUCACCAUGCGGUGACAAAAGAGUUUUCAAUCUCAACGAAACUUAGAGUUGUUUUUGACGCUUCUAAUCCAACGACGUCUGGCAAAUCACUCAAUGAUUGUCUGCUAGUGGGACCGACAAUACAGUCGGAACUAUUCGAAAUCAUCAUACGCUUUCGAGAACAUCCUUAUGUCUUGGUGGGUGACAUCGUCAAGAUGUACAGACAAAUCAACAUAAAGCCAGAACAUCGAGUGCAUCAGUGCAUACUGUGGAGAUCCAAUCCAGAGGAUCCACCCACGACAUACAGUUUAAAUACUGUUACAUAUAGAGUGGCUUCAUCACCGUUUUUAGCCAUAAGAUCACUACAACAGUUAUCGGUAGACCAUGAGAAAACACACCCCCGUGCAGCAGCCGUCAUUGCCCGCGACUUCUACGUCGAUGAUAUGAUUACGGGAGCGGCCUCGGUACAACUGCACGAACUUAAAACUCAGGUUACCGACAUAUUGAAGACCGCAGGAUUCGAGUUGUCCAAAUUUCGUUCAAACGUCUCACUCGAUCAGGAUGAGUGCCUAGACCACUACGAAAUAACGGAUGCAAAGGUCUUAGGAUUACUAUGGCAGUCAACGACGGAUCUGCUACGGUACGAAGUAACUUGUAUCGCUAUGCCAGAAACCAUCACCAAACGGAUCACGUUGUCGCUGAUCACGCAAAUAUUCGACCCGUUAGGUCUAAUUGGCCCAACUACUAUUAAAGCGAAAAUUCUAAUGCAGUCGCUUUGGCAAUUGAAAAUAGACUGGGAUACACCUAUACCAGAGACGCUUCGGAUCGUAUGGUUGUCAUAUUUUCAGCAACUACCAAUUAUCAACCAAAUCGCGAUUCCGCGGCACGCUAUUUUACACAGCCCAAAGGACAUCCAACUUCACGGAUUCUGUGACGCCUCCCAGAGCGCUUAUGGCGCAUGCGUCUAUCUCCGAUCCAUAGACAACAUGGGAACGAUUUACAUACAACUCUUGGCAGCGAAGUCACGUGUAGCUCCCUUGAAGACCAUUACACUUCCGCGACUUGAGCUAUGCGGAGCUGUACUUCUUUCCAAUCUCGUUCAUAGAAUAUCUCAAGCGCUUACAUGCACAGUCUCCAAGCAUUAUCUGUGGACAGAUUCUGAAAUUGUAUUGGCGUGGAUUCAAGGACAGCCCUCACAAUGGCAAAUCUUCGUUGGCAAUAGAAUUGCGGAAAUUCAACGAUUGACAAACCAAUCAGAUUGGGCUCAUGUACGAUCAGAGCACAACCCUGCUGAUCUGAUCUCGCGAGGACUAAUGCCCGAACAGCUUCCUGACGCUACGAUGUGGUGGGUAGGACCGCCUUGGCUGAAAACUGAUCCUCCGUUAUGGCCGACGUCUUCAACGCAAUUCUUGACAGACAUACCUGAGGCACGCACUCAGUCGUUUACAGCACUUCACAAAGAAGAUUCAUUUGACAUCAUGCAUCGAUACUCAUCGUUGACCAAGCUCAAGAGAGUAAUCGCAACUUGUAUAAGAUUCAAAACGAAUUGUAUGUUGUCCAAAUCGGCCUCUCAGCGAUUCUCUGGGCCACUCACGGCUGACGAACUACAGAAGACCAUGACUAUACUCAUAAAACGUUAUCAGCAAGAAGUUUUCGCUUGUGAACUACAUCACUUACGAAAAAACAAUACGGUAGAUUUACACAGUCCAAUCCUUUCGCUCAACCCUAUACUCGAUCAGGAGGGAGUACUCCGCGUCGGUGGCCGGUUUAGAAAUGCUCCAUGUUCCUACACACAAAAACAUCCGAUUUUCUUACCUUCUAAAGGUGUUCUGACAGACUUAAUUAUACGAGACUUACAUUUAAAGCACUUUCAUAUGGGACCACAAUUGUUAUCGACCGCUAUCCGCGAGACCUACUGGAUAGUGCACGCGAAAAAUGCGAUCAAGCGAAUACUCAAAACAUGCGUUUUGUGUUUCCGAUCACGACCACGUAGCUCAAUAUAA
Molecule: messenger RNA, 2436 nt
Organism: Cyphomyrmex costatus
Lineage: Eukaryota; Metazoa; Arthropoda; Insecta; Hymenoptera; Formicidae
Exons: 1
Coding region: 1-2436 (811 amino acids)
Source: RefSeq, a predicted model, not a curated record